GGUGUUCGCGAGCGCACUCUGCCUCUCUCUCUCUCUCUCUCCCUUCCCGUAACGAGCUCGACGUGUGCAACGACAUAAUAGUGUAUAAAAACCGUUGAAAAAAAUAAUAUAAAUAAAACCAAACUUAAAAAAACCUUUCCCGCCAUGUUACGGCACCGGCGAUGCCGGGGUCCAGGCCGUUGACGUGAACAUCUCUAACCGGCAAAGUUAAGUCACGUGUGCUUCACGAGUGCCGACAAUGUGGUACGCGGUGAUCUCCGUCCUGGCAGCGUGUGCACUGUGUGUCGACGGUCAAUUACAAGAAUCAGUGAAAUGUCCGUCUCCUGGUCUCACGCUGAACGGCACUGUUGUGGCACCUCGAUCCGGCAUAUCGGCAGACUUCUCAGCGCUGUCCGAAGUGAAGUUCUCCGCUCGUUUGCCUUCGCCUUUGCCAAAAAACGGCGUAGCGUCGAUGGCGUCAUCGUCGGAAGACGGUUCAUCCAGAAUUUGUAAAAUAAAAUGCGUAGCAGGUCAAUGGGUCGGUCCUCUGUGCCAAGAGGGGAACGGCGAUGGAAGAUUUCAGCCAAUUUUGAAGUCGUGUGUAAUUGAAGAGUUUUCACCGAAUCUCAUACUGUCGUUUAAAAACCGGAUUAUCACCGAGCUCAAUACGACAAUACUUCACAACGACACCAUAUCGGCAAGGUGUCAAGAGCCCAUCGGCACAUAUAAACUGAGCGGUCCGUCAAUGAUUAAUUGCAAUAACGGCAUUUGGACGAGUCCUAUUCCAAAGUGUCAUCCAACAACGCUAUUUACAAAUUACUCAGAAAAUUCACCACCGACAAUUUUGGUCAGGGUGCCCUCCGGUUCGGCGGCUGUGGAUCACGGUGGAGAACUUGUGGUUUUCCCUGGAUCGAUAUUGCAUUUGGAAUGCUUAUACUUGAGAAGACACGGUGACCCAGAAUGGACCUGGACGUCCGAAGCCGAUACCUAUCUGACGGGAUGGGCUAUUGGUAACGACGAACGCAACUGGAAGUAUCGGCUAUCGAUUUACUAUGUAAAAAACUUUGACACCGGCACGUAUACUUGUACGACCUCACGGGGAAUCAACAAUUCCAUUUCCCUUCGGGUGUCGGACAUUCAUUGUAAGCCCAUACCGAGCAUGGACUUAAGUCCACAUCUCAACUAUAGGGCCAGCGGACACAGGCUCGGUCAAACGACUUACUUCAACUGCCCGCCCGGGUUUCUACUAAAAGGAUCCGCAAACAUUACAUGUCUACCAUCAGGUGAAUGGUCAAAUUCACCACCAAAAUGCAUAAUGGUCAAGUGUCCGGCAAUUAACGUAGAUGAUUCCAGAUUAAUCAUGGUCGAGUACAAUGACACCUACGGAAAACGCGCAGUGUUCAAAUGCGCUUGGGGUUUCCAAAUGUCCGGUGAAAACUCAAUUCAAUGUUUAGCGGAUUCUACUUGGUCGCAUCAAAUACCCACGUGCACAGAAAUCCUGUGCCCACCUCCGGUUGUCCCACUGAACGGAUUUCUUAUUGAAGACUCUGCGCCAGAAAGACACGUCGUCGGUUCGGUAGUGCAGUUUUCAUGUGGCGUCAAGCAUCAAAUGAUCGGCAAACCCAGCACGAUGUGUACUGAAAACGGCACCUGGUCACAUUCUCCACCAUACUGUAAAGCCAGAUGCGAGUAUCCCGGCGAACCGCCAAACGGUCGGAUCAUACCGCUGAAGUUCUGGUACGGGCCGGGCGACAAGUUGAAAAUAACGUGCUUGGCCGGAUACGUGCUUCCCUUGCCGACGGAGGCCAGUCCGCCGGUGUGCUUGAACGACGGCACUUGGUCGCAUCCACUGCCCGAAUGCAUACCGUACACGAACGUAUGAUUUCAACAAAAGUCAACAACAACAACAACAACAACUCCGAGCACAGGGUGGCGUACUUAA
This is a messenger RNA of Adelges cooleyi (spruce gall adelgid), 1921 nucleotides long. It is a transcript of the gene hig, whose product is annotated as locomotion-related protein Hikaru genki. Bases 239 to 1861 code for a protein of 540 amino acids. The record is from RefSeq and is a predicted model, not a curated record. NCBI's taxonomy places the organism in Eukaryota, Metazoa, Arthropoda, Insecta, Hemiptera, Adelgidae. The transcript has 10 exons.